UGUGCACGCUCGUCUCAGGCAAUCAUGGGUAACUGGGUGGAGAACGAAGGACUGUCCAUCUUCGUCGUUCUUGUGUGGCUGGGCUUAAAUGUCUUCCUCUUUUGGUGGUACUAUCUUGUGUAUGAUGUCCCACCAAAAUUCUUCUACACCAGAGUACUCCUUGGCCGUGCUUUGGCUCUGGCAAGAGCCCCUGCAGCUUGUCUGAAUUUCAACUGCAUGCUGAUUCUGCUGCCAGUAUGUCGAAACUUGCUCUCCUUCCUCAGAGGAUCAAGUGCGUGCUGCUCUACCCGUAUCAGACGACAGCUGGACAGGAACCUUACCUUUCACAAAAUGGUGGCAUGGAUGAUCGCCCUUCACACAGCAAUUCACACCAUCGCACAUUUAUUCAACGUAGAGUGGAGUGUGCAAGCCCGUGUUGAAGAGGAAGGAACUCUGGCAGCUGUGCUUUCUAGCCUUGGUGAUAAGCCACAUGAAAGCUACAUCAACUUUUAUAGAAAUAAAAUUCAGAAUCCUGUGGGGGGCCUAUAUGUGGCUUUCACGUACUUGGCUGGUCUGACUGGCGUUAUCAUCACGCUGGCCCUCAUACUGAUCAUCACGUCAUCCACCAAGACCAUCCGAAGGUCGUAUUUUGAAGUAUUUUGGUACACCCACCAUCUCUUUGUCAUCUUCUUUAUUGGCCUUGUCAUCCAUGGUGCUGGGCGUAUUGUGCGAGGGCAGACAGCUGAGAGUCUGGAUGCACAUAAUCCAGAGAUUUGCUACAAGAACUUCACUGACUGGGGAAAGAAGGGGGCUUGCCCCAUCCCCCAGUUUUCAGGGAAUCCUCCUAUGACAUGGAAGUGGGUAGUAGGUCCCAUGUUUUUGUACCUGUGUGAGAGGUUGGUGCGGUUUUGGAGGUCACAGCAGAAGGUUGUCAUCACAAAGGUGGUCAUUCACCCCUUCAAGACAAUUGAGCUCCAGAUGAUGAAGAAGGGCUUCAAGAUGGAGGUUGGGCAAUACAUUUUUGUCAAAUGUCCAGCAGUGUCUAAACUGGAAUGGCAUCCGUUUACAUUAACCUCUGCUCCAGAAGAGGAUUACUUCAGCAUUCAUGUCCGCAUUGUAGGGGACUGGACAGAGGGCUUGUUCAAUGCCUGUGGAUGUGAUAAGCAAGAAUUCCAGGAGGCAUGGAAGAUGCCCAAGAUAGCUGUGGAUGGCCCCUUUGGAACAGCGAGUGAGGACGUAUUCAGUUAUGAAACUGUUAUGCUUGUUGGAGCUGGAAUAGGUGUCACCCCCUUUGCAUCUGUACUCAAGUCUGUCUGGUACAAAUACUGCCACGAUGCGACCAACCUGAAACUCAAAAAAAUCUAUUUUUACUGGCUUUGCAGGGACACUCAUGCCUUUGAAUGGUUUGCUGACCUCUUGCAAUCUCUGGAGGCUCAAAUGCAGGAGAGGAAUAACGCAGACUUUCUCAGCUAUAACAUCUACCUUACAGGCUGGGAUGAAUCUCAGGCCACUCAUUUUGUAAUGCAUCAUGAAGAAGAGAAAGAUGUGAUUACAGGCUUGAAACAGAAAACUUUGUAUGGAAGACCUAACUGGGAAAACGAAUUCAAAACUAUUGCAGGGCAGCAUCCUGGCUCCAGAAUAGGUGUUUUCCUCUGCGGACCUGAGGCCCUAGCUGACACACUCAAUAAACAGAGCAUCAGCAACUCAGAAGCUGACCCACGAGGAGUACACUUCAUUUUUAACAAGGAAAAUUUCUAACUUCCAAGCACAUGGGAGUCAUUCAAUACAAAGUCUGAAGACUGGAUCUCUUUUUUCUAUUUGGAGUCUGGGAAGGACAGCCCAGCUUCUAAUCUCAGCUACACUAAUGCAAAUCCCUUUGCUUCUUGGGAAUUAUUUUGGCGCUGUGGUAGAGUAAAAGAAUCAAGUUUUACCUCAGGGAAGUGUGC
Opisthocomus hoazin is the source of this 1925-nucleotide messenger RNA. RefSeq names its product cytochrome b-245 beta chain (gene CYBB). The record is from RefSeq and is a predicted model, not a curated record. Gene Ontology annotation, biological process: defense response; superoxide anion generation. Lineage: Eukaryota; Metazoa; Chordata; Aves; Opisthocomiformes; Opisthocomidae. Gene Ontology annotation, cellular component: plasma membrane; NADPH oxidase complex. Gene Ontology annotation, molecular function: superoxide-generating NAD(P)H oxidase activity.